Messenger RNA from Rhododendron vialii, 1083 nucleotides. RefSeq names its product chlorophyll a-b binding protein CP24 10A, chloroplastic. Gene Ontology annotation, cellular component: membrane. The record is from RefSeq and is a predicted model, not a curated record. NCBI's taxonomy places the organism in Eukaryota, Viridiplantae, Streptophyta, Magnoliopsida, Ericales, Ericaceae. The coding region runs from base 207 to 986 and encodes 259 amino acids. Gene Ontology annotation, biological process: response to light stimulus; photosynthesis, light harvesting in photosystem I. The transcript has 2 exons.
CAUUGGUUCGAAAUCUAUCCAAGGAAAGAUGUUAGAUUUCACUUAUCCUACUUGGCUCCUCUCAAAAGUCCCUACUUUUGAUCACACAUAGGAAUAUAACAACCACAUUCUUCAGCACUUGGAGAGAGAGAGAGAAAUCAAGAACUGGGGACUUCGGUAUAGGUCAAUAAAAAUAUUUGGAGAGAGAAGGUGAGGAGGAGAGAGAGAUGGCUGCAACAUCAACUGCGGUGGUGAAUGGGUUGGGCAGCUCUGCCUUCUUGUCCGGUGGCAAGAGGAGCCAGACCUUGUUGUCCGCGCCCGUCGGAGCCAGGGCCGGCACUGCAGUGGCAGCUCCCCGGAGGCUCGUGGUGGCGGCAGCAGUUGCUUCCAAAAAGUCUUGGCUCCCCGGAGUCAAAGCUGGUGGCAACCUCGUCGACCCCGACUGGCUUGAUGGCUCGCUUCCCGGUGACUACGGGUUUGACCCACUAGGCCUGGGAAAGGACCCAGCAUUCCUCAAGUGGUAUCGAGAAGCGGAGCUCAUCCACGGCCGGUGGGCCAUGACCGCAGUGGUCGGCAUCUUCGUGGGCCAGGCAUGGAGUGGCAUCCCGUGGUUUGAAGCUGGCGCAGAUCCUGGCGCCAUUGCCCCCUUCUCCUUCGGCACCCUCCUGGGGACCCAACUCAUUCUCAUGGGCUGGGUCGAGAGCAAGAGAUGGGUCGACUUCUUUAACCCGGAGUCGCAAUCCGUCGAAUGGGCCACCCCGUGGUCCAAAACGGCUGAGAACUUCGCGAAUGCCACGGGUGACCAGGGCUACCCAGGUGGAAAAUUCUUCGACCCAUUGAAGCUAGCGGGCACGAUUCAGGAUGGGGUUUAUAUUCCAGAUGGCGAGAAACUAGAGAGACUGAAGUUGGCUGAGAUUAAGCAUGCUAGGAUUGCUAUGUUGGCUAUGUUGAUUUUCUACUUUGAGGCUGGACAAGGGAAGACUCCUCUUGGGGCCCUUGGAUUGUAAAACUGGUCUUCUGAAUUGUAUGAGAUAGUAGUAUGUAAAAUUGCUAUGGACAGUGAAGUGAGUUCCCCCAGAACAAAGUUCAAAUUCUUUUGACUAA